GGCGACUAGGAAUCAACAGUACUCUGACACAGCUUUUGGCCGCAAUGCUUUAUUCUAUUAGUGUCAUUAGCUAUCUGCCCUCCAUUCACAGAUUUGUCACUAAUCCCACUGAAGAGAACCUCAAUGGAACAAGUCACUUUAAGAUACCUAGACGUAAGUGAAUUUUACAUGAGAAGAGAACUACCAAUACCUCUACACAAAAACUGUGCACAAAGUAACGUGACCUCCUGUCAAUUGCACAAUUCGUUAACAGUGAGUAAAGAAUGCAAGUGAAGAGGAGCAACUCAAAAUUGUCUCUACUUAGAUUUUGUGAAGAAAUCAUUGUCUAUCAGUGUGCGGUUGAACCAGAAGCUGGACUAGGAGAGUCAGAAUUCUUCUAUUCCUUAGCUAUUGCUUGUAUGUAUAUCGGAUCAGUCACAGGAGGAUUUUUAUCUGCUUUUCUUGUUAAGUUUGUCCCAUAUUGGUAUCUGUUCAUCCUUUUUCUUUCUGCUCAUGUACUUGGCUUUGUGCUGUAUGGCACGGCAAGUCAUGGGUGGGCACUGCUACCAGCAAUGUUUUUUGUUGGGCUAUUUGCAGGUGCUGAAGUUACAUUGGUUUUUAACUAUGCCACUGAUAUUAGUGUUAAGUAUGUGGAUCUGUUGAAAGAAAGAGGAAAAACGUUCAACUGUGACAAAACCAAAGUUGUCAAGAUCCGAAACUAUCUCUAUGCAAGUCAUUCCUUUGGGUAUAGCAUUGGGUUUAUUGUUGCCACAGGAGUAGCAGUUCUGCUGUCUCACUUACCUAUUGAACAGUAUCGAUCAAUUGCUUGGUUCAACAUGGCUUGUGGUGUAACUGUACUACUAUUGUUUAUGUUUUUCUUUCGCGGUGAAUCAAGUUGGGAAAAUGUCAGCAACAUCACUAAAAUGUGCCGGUGCAGUUGCCAGUGUAAAACUGAAAAAGAUAUCAAGUUUGGAUCACUUCAAAUAUUCAUUAUUGUUAGUCUACAUCUUCUCUCAUUUGUUGAGAUGAUGAAGUGGGCCUAUCUUGACGUUCUGCUGAAUCCAGUUCUCAGUGACUCAUUUGGCCUCUCUUUGGGAAUGUCUUCCUACUUCUACUUGGCAUUGGCAGUUCCUCGAAUCUUAGGAACGGUGUUGUUGGUUAUCCUACAGAGGAUCAAGUUCACUACCCAAACAGUUGCGUUCAUUGGUAUUCUAUUGUCACUGAUUGGCUACUUACUAAUAUCAGACUGGCAAACCAUUCCGUACGACCCCUGCACCAAAUACAGUCCAUUUCAUCAUCCAGAACUGUCACAGAAUGAUAGCUCACACCACACCCACAAUGAAACAGAAAUAAAAUGGAUGUUUGAUACACGACCUGUGAAUCGUGUUCCAUUUACUACUGAUUUAUCGUUCACAGUGCAUUCUGGUAUUAAUGGUAGUCACGAUAAGCUUCCUACGAAAACCUCUAGUCGCUUACAUUUAACUUGUCAAGUGAAUGCAGAUUGUUCCCUUGUUUGCGAAACACAACGAACCGAUCAACUAUGUUUAACGCUCAUCUACCCAAACAGUGACAAUCCAUUACUUCUUAAACCCACAGCCUACUCUUGCUCUAUACAACACAACACAUUAUGUAUCAACAUUUAUCAUCAAUCUAAAAGGAACUUACUUCUACAAUCGAACGCAAAUGUUCAACGUCUGAUGGUGCUACCAGCUGCUGUUUAUGACAAGGCAAGUAACUCGUGUAUGAAUUCUAUUGAUGGACAAUGUCACUGGAUACCAUUCUCAACAUUAACACACAAGAAGUGUAUUGACUGUCCCCCUAUUUGUAGAGGAAAGCAACAAACGCUUCUUUUUCCACUCUUUAUACUUGGAAUGGCUCUCCAGGUGAUGUCAAAUCCAUUAAUAUGGGUUCCCACAAUCGCCCUUGCUACCAAUCAGACCCCUAAGAGUAUGCAGGCAAUCAUUAUUGGUAGUAUUAACGCCAUCAAUGCUGUUGGACAGAGCAUUGGACCAAUAUUAGUGGAUGCACUAUAUGAAGGAGCACAGAAGAGAACAUUUAUUCCAUCUACUCUACUGGCCGUUUUACACAUUCCUUUCUUAAUUGGAAUUAUAAUUUUGUAUCAAAAGUUAGGACCUAAAAAAUAGCGUAGACUCUAAGAUGAAACAAAGUAUACAAGUAUCGAAUGAUACCAGUCAGUUUAAUUUGUGCAUUUCAGUGUUCACUGAUUUUGUUUAGCAGUUUCAUGGUCAAUUGUGAAUGGAA
Messenger RNA from Halichondria panicea, 2241 nucleotides. RefSeq lists its product as uncharacterized. The record is from RefSeq and is a predicted model, not a curated record. Lineage: Eukaryota; Metazoa; Porifera; Demospongiae; Suberitida; Halichondriidae. Gene Ontology annotation, cellular component: lysosomal membrane. The transcript has 9 exons. The coding region runs from base 264 to 2123 and encodes 619 amino acids.